AUGUAUUCAUUUUUAAUAUUUAUGUGUUUCACGAUCAUCGGAUGUGUUGUCAAUACCGACGUCUGUCCUAAAUCAUCUUCAGAAUGGUGUCAGUCAUAUCAAACAGCAAAAGCCUGCGGAGUACUUGAUCAAUGUAAAACGUAUGUUUGGGAUAAUGAUAAUGAUCGUGUUAAUUUUUCACUAUAUUAUGAAACAUUAUGCCCAGAUUGUCGUCAAUUUGUUCAAACACAAAUAUGGAAUGCAUAUCAAAAUGUAUCGAGUAUUGUUAAUAUUACAUUUGUUCCAUACGGUAAUGCGCGAGAACUUUUUCGUCCGGAAACUGGUCUAUGGCAAUUUUAUUGUCAACAUGGCUCAGCUGAAUGUCUUGGUAAUUUAAUUCAUCCAUUUAUUUAUUGUACCGAAUCAAAUGAUGGUGAUGUUCAAAAAGUUGCAGAAGAGUGUGCAAAAAAAUUCAAUGUAGAUAUUGACCAAAUUAAUGCUUGUACAAGUUCCAAACUUGGAAACACUUUACAACAUAACAACGGACUAUUGACAGAAGCACUAACUCCACAACACGAUUUUGUACCAUGGGUGACACUAAACGGAGAACAUACUACACAAAUUCAAGAUGAUGCAGAAGCCGAUCUUGUUGCACUAUUGUGCAAGACUUAUAAAGGUUCAACAAUUCCUGAUGCAUGCAAAAAACGGUGA
Messenger RNA from Didymodactylos carnosus, 690 nucleotides. The record is from the annotation of a GenBank genome assembly. NCBI's taxonomy places the organism in Eukaryota, Metazoa, Rotifera, Eurotatoria, Philodinida, Philodinidae.